AGGCUGUACAGGAUCAAUUGGAAAGUCUACCGUGUAAAGCACACAUGCAGUAAGCGUACGGUAACCAACACAGCAUCGUCAUCAUCAGCAAUAACAGUGGGAGUCUGCCGUUUGGCAACUUUUUAAAGAUAUUAAGGUAGUUUAUGGCAUUUCAGGGGAAUACAGUAACUCUACGUAGCUCUUAAGUGUUUCCCAUGCACUGUAAACCUCGCGGAUGUGCCUAGAGCCUCCCGCGCCCCGCCAGCUGAGCCAGGCCGCCGCGGGGAGCCACGAGAGGGCCAGGAAAAUGAAAGAAAAUAGAAAAGCAAAGUCAGUGGAAGCAAAGUGUACAGACAAACAGAGCUCAGUGCAGGGUGAAGUAUAUAAGUGUUCACAGUGAAGUAACUAAGAGUGCGUAGUGAAGUAUAUAAGUGUAAAGAAGUACGAAAGAGGACCUAAGAAGCGAUACAAUACGGAACAGCUCUAAAGAAGGAUAGCGGCCCGCCCCUCACGCCACAUGCACCCUGCCCACUACAGCAGCCUUGCCCAGCGGUACUGUAAAAGAUGACUUAUUUAGGUGAGCUGGUCCUUAUCAAGGAGGAAGAUAUGCAGAUUAAAGAAGAGGAGCUGGAAGUAAAUCAUGAAGCUAUACUUUUUGAUGAUGUGGAGGGGGUGUUCAGCCAAGGAGAAAAAAGGUCCCUUUCUCCCUCCUCUUCUGAGGUCCUUCAAGAAUCCAAGAAACAGUUAUCGGGUGUAGAGAAAAAUGAAUUAGAGGAUCGGCAAACUAUGGUUCACCUUAAUUCUAGCAAGGCUGGAAGUACACAUCCAACUCGGCACACUCAAAUCAAUGAAAGUUCCUUAAGUGAGGAAAGCAUUAAUAAUUUAAGGAGCACCCAGAAAUUGACCACCCAGACCCGAAAAAUGGUUAUGAAGGUUCAUGAUUACUUCCGGAGCCGAAAUCAGCUACUAAGUGAAACUGAUCUUCAAAUCAAGGUAGCGGCAGCCACUGGGGUAGCAGUGCGCACAGUGCAACGUGUGAAAAAGGAGUUUAAAGAGGGCUGGACUGAAUCACCACCUCCUGCUAAGAUGAGAUGGGCUCCAGUGUUGGGUAGUUUAAAUGAUUUUGAUGAAGGUUGUGUUAGAAGAGAAAUUCUUUCCUUUUAUGAAAGAGGUGAAAUUCCUACAUUAAGCACCUUACUUGAAAUGGUUAAAGAACCCCCUAUUAACUUUCCAGGAGGUAGAAGCUCCCUUAACAAUCUUAUUAGAAAAAUUGGUUUUCAGUACAAGAAGAUGGAAGGUGGGAGACAAAUACUGAUGGAAAGAGAGGAUAUUGUAGCAACUCGUUGUAAAUAUUUAAGAAUACUCAAUAACAACAGAAAUAUCAGUAACCCUCGCCCAGAAGUGUAUGUAGGUGAGACUUAUGUGAGUCAGAAAGAGUUGUUGGGUACCGUUGGACCAAAAUCAAAAACAGAAAAAGGAGCACAGUUUGUUGUUGUGCAUGCAGGAGGAAAAAAGGGUUUUGUGCCAGGAGGCUUGUUAAUUUUCAAACCUAAGACUGGCAGUAAUGCACGGUAUCACAAUGCUACAAGUCCUGAAUGUUUCCGAACUUGGUUAGAGAACCAGCUACUACCAAAUAUUUCAAACAAUUCAUUGAUUAUAGUGAACAAUUCACCAGGUCAUUCAAAACUGGGAGUCCAAGUCCCAAACAGAAGUAUGAAAAAAUCAGAUAUUAUUCAUUGGCUAGUGGAAAAUAAUAUUGCCCAUGACUCAUCCAUUUCCAAAUCAGAACUCCUAUAUUUGGCUUACUCUAACAAAGAUAAAUAUGCAUAUGAAAUUGAUCAAAUAGCUCAUGGCAAAGGCCAUGAAGUAUUGAGACUUCCACCUUAUCAUGAUCAUUUGAACCCAAUAGCACUUAUUUGGGAUAAUGUAAAAUCAGAGAUAAAGAGGGAAUUUUCAAAUGCUGAUAAAACAUCGCAAAAAUUUAAAAAUCUUAUAACAGAUGCACUUGCUAAAGUAUCUACAGAAGACUGGAGGACACAUAUGGAAAUGAUUACACAAAUAGAAGAGGAGUACAGGAAUAAAGAUGAUGCAGUGGAUCAUCUCCUGGAAACCUUAACCAUCAGCCUGGAUGAAGCCACUACUGAUGAAGAGGAUUAAAUAGCAUGGUUUGUGAGGAAGAAGGUUCUUUGUACAAGAAUUACUUGAUUGCUUAAGGGGGCCAGCCAUUUUUUACCUUUUUUUUCUUUAUUCAAUGGGUUAGUGUCAUGAUUUAUAUACCAGACAUAAAGGACACCCUAUGUAUAAGAUUUAGCCCAUAAAAAGCAAUCUAUCACCUUUCCAUUUUCUACCAAUGACCAUUUUUGGAAAAUUUGAAGUUUUUUUGGAAAAGACUAUUUUUACUAUAAUAAUUGCUCUACAUGGGAACAAUUAUUAUAGUACAAUUUUUAGGCCAACGAAAGUUUAGCAAAAUAUUGUAUCAAUAAUCAUUAGUUUGUGGAAUAUAAAUUUUCAAACUUUCAUGGUCAUAAUUUCCCCCUAAAAAUUCAGACAUAAAUACACCAUGAUUCAGUCACAUCAUAUACGAGAAAAAACUCGCUAUAGUUUGAUUCUUACAAGUCUAGGCAUAGUUUUGGUGUUGGUUUCAUCAAAAUUGGUUGAAAAGUGAUGCAGAAAUUGAAGUGCAAAGGUACAUAACUUACAUUUUGAGAUGCGGCCAGGUAAAGUUUUAAAUACGUAACAUUCAAACAUAACGAUGUGAUAUCAUGGCAUUUAUCCUUUCAUUAACUUGUAAUGAUAUAUAAAAAGAUAUAUCUUCAUGUUCAGUCAUAUAUUUUGAUGUCCAGGCAUAAAAUAUUGUCUAUAAGGCUCCUGGUCCCCCCCCCAACUGCCUCAGCCUGAGGUGGGGUGUCAUAGCUCCCAAGCUACUCAUUGUUCCCAGGUUUGUUUCAGAAUGCUUAUGGAAAAUAUGUCACCUCUUUCUUCUUCUCUUUGAUGUUCUUGGAUCUCUUCUUCCUCAUGCUUUUCCUUUUAAUAUCUUUUUCUUGAAUUUUGGGUGAGUAGUUGAUGUUGCAAAAAAUUUUCUUUGUUGUAUCCAAAAUUAUGGUGAAGGAUGAUGAUUUGGGAAACAAAUUGGACUCUUGAUGCUCUAGCAAACUUGACUUUUUGACAUCUCUUCCAGAUCUUUGAAUGGAAGCUUUCAUUCAUGUUCUGAGUGAGCCCCCGAACGCAUUGCUUUGAUGCAUGGGGGGUUCAUUAUACGCCCAUAAGAAAAAAAGUAAUACGAAUUUUAAUGAAAACUUCAUAAUUAGAUUCUCAAAGGGCAUACGCAUCUGAGGAUUCUUUUUUCAAUUUUUCAUUUUUGAUGGAUUUUCUUAAUUUUUCGCCUGAACGGCCCCCUUAAAUGUAUGAAUGAAGAGGAUUCUUUAAGCAUUUCUUGUGUUAAUUAUGUUCCUGCCAAGUACAAACCUUACACCCAUGUGGCUGGGGACAGUAAUGAUGCUCAAGAGUUUUGUAUCUUCACAUCUCUGAAUUAUGAACGUCUACCUAACAAAUUAUUCCCAUCUUAAUUAUUCCUUGUGUUCAUGUAGCAGUGUCUAUCAUAUACUAUGUAUAUGGCAAGUAGUUGCAAUUAUGGAGUGAUGUAUUUGAGUGCACGAGAGAGAGAGAGAGAGAGAGAGAGAGAGAGAGAGAGAGAGAGAGAGAUAAUGCAAUGUUUUGUGCUGCAAUAAUAUGAGUUUGUUCAUGCAGUUAUUUGGUAGAUGGCAAGUCCAGACAAAUGCAUGAAAUAAAAAAAAAUUCAUCUAAAUUUCAUGUAUAUUGCUAGAGUAAGCCAGCAAAAAUCACAUGGGUGUGAGCAUAUGAAUAUUUAUUUAAAGAAAAAAAGAUUUCCUCAUAAUUAUAUUUGAAUGGUGGAACUUUUUUUGUCCCUUGUAAAUGGUCAUAUUUGAAUAUGUGUUAUUUCUGCAUAUGUACUAAAAUUAUUUUGCACUAUAUGUAUUAUGUGUAUGAAAAUUUUCAAUACAUAUCACAAUUAUUCAAUAUUGCUGUAGUUUUGAUUUUGUUCAAUCAGCAUGUCUAAUGUAAAUGGACAGUGAUUCUAUGGGGAUCAUCUAAAGACUAGCCACCACACUCAGACUCAACUGAAAUAAAGUUAUCUUCGUCAUACUCAGCUGAAGAAUAGCCAUACUGCAAGAGCAAAUAUCAAAUCAAUCAAAUCAUCUAAAGAUUAGCCACCACACUCAGACUCAACUGAAGUAAAGUUAUCUUCAUCAUACUCAGCUGAAGAACAGCCACACUGCAAGAGGAAAUAUUUAUAUAAAAAAAUUAGUCUUUGAUAUUUUUGAACUACAAAUUAGUCAAUUACAUACAAGCUAUUACAGUGGGCAGUGGAGCUAUGUCACAAAAAUGCAUCUUUAAUAAAAAUACAAAUAUAA
Molecule: messenger RNA, 4412 nt
Organism: Eriocheir sinensis (Chinese mitten crab)
Lineage: Eukaryota; Metazoa; Arthropoda; Malacostraca; Decapoda; Varunidae
Exons: 3
Coding region: 544-2136 (530 amino acids)
Molecular function (GO): nucleic acid binding
Source: RefSeq, a predicted model, not a curated record